This is a messenger RNA of Durusdinium trenchii, 1788 nucleotides long. The record is from the annotation of a GenBank genome assembly. NCBI's taxonomy places the organism in Eukaryota, Dinophyceae, Suessiales, Symbiodiniaceae.
AUGGUUUUCACAGCUCGCAAAGUAGUGGGCGGGGUGAUGUGCAAAGCGCACGCCCUGUCGCAAGGAGGUCAUGCCGUCUCAAUGAUCUUCUACGACUACGAGGACAAGAAGCGGCACCAGCAUAUGGCACUGUCUGAUGGGAACCAGGCCCCGAGCCAAGCGGAGAAAACUUUGCAGCGCUUGCUGCAGAUGGUGGACUACUGCGAGGAAGUCACUUGUCGACGGGCCUUCAUUUGCAGCUACUUCGACUGUGCCGCUGUGGCGCCGCACUGCAGCCCCAACGCUGCGAUGUGUGACAGGUGCCGAGCGGCGCCUGCCGCGCUGCAGGAUGUGACCUUGGAGGCGCAAGGGGUGUUGCAGUUCCUCCGCGCUGCCCGCGCUGCGCGACCGCGGGGCAAAGCACCACCGGUGACGCUGCACUCUGUCAAGGAGGCGUUGCUGGGUUCCCACGCCCAGCGCAUGGCUCCCUGGCAGGAGCUGCCGGGCUUCGGAGCCUUGCGCACCUGGACCGAGCCGGAGGUCUUGCGGCUGCUGCGUCGCCUGGUGGUGCGCUCCGUGCUGGCGGAGGAGGUCACGACACCAGUUGCUGCGUCCGCCAACGUCACCGUGGCCUACUUGAUCGAGGGCAAAUAUGGCGAAGCCUUGCAGUUGGGGCAGCUGCGAAUUCCGCUCUACCGCCCAAUGGCCGCGCCUGCCUCCGUGUCCAAUUCGUCCUUCGCGUCCGCGGCGGCCACGCCACGAAGGACGAAGAAGAGAAAGCUUGUGGCCAGCCCCAAGCCAUCACAAGACCGGCGGAACCGCAACCGGCGUGUCUCCCAGACACAGAUUCGAGCGUUGCAGUCCAGGCAAUCAGGGCUGGGCCCAGGCAGCUCAGGUCAGGCAAUAGCGAUGGGACAAAUGGCCCAGCAACAGGCACUUCACGGUGGCAGUGUGCAGCAUCAGCCACUUCAUCAGGGUGGGCAAGCAUCUAUGCAGCAGACCCAGCAAUUCCAGCCACAAGCAAACAAUGGCUUUGUGCAGCAGCCGCACAUGCGUGCAACACAACAGUUUCCUCAGCAGAGUAACAGUGCUUUUAUGCAGCAGCCGCACAUGCAGCCAACUCAGCAGUUUCCUCAGCAGAGUAGCAAUGGUUUCGUACAACAGCAAACACAGCAGCAUGCAGGCGUGCAACCACCACUGCAGCAAGCUCAGCAAUUCCAGCUGCAAACAAACAAUGGUUUUGUGCAGCAGCCGCAUAUACAAUCAGCGCAACAGUUUCCUUUGCAGGGAAACCAUGGCUUUGUACAAUCACAAGCACAGCAAGGGGGCAUGCAGCCAAUACUGCAACAUGCUCAGCAUUUCCAGCAGCACACAAGCAAUGGUUUUGUGCAGCAACCAACCCAGCAGUUUGCUCAGCAGGGUCACACUGGCCUUGUACAACGGCAAGCACAGCCAGCAGGUGUGCAGCGACCUCUGCAGCAAGCUCAGCAGUUCCAGCCGCAAACAAACAAUGGUUUUGUGCAGCAGCCGCACAUGCAACCAGCGCAACACGUUUCGUUGCAGGGUAAUCAUGGCUUUGUAAAGUCGCAAACACAGCAAGGGGGCAUGCAGCCACCACUGCAGCAAGCUCAGCAGUUUCAGGAGCGUGCAAGCAAUGGUUUUGUGCAGCAACCGACGCAGCAGUUUGCUCAGCAGGGUCACACUGGCCUUGUACAACCGCAAGCACAGCCAGCAGGUGUACAGCCACAACUGCAGCAAGCUCAGCAAUUCCAGCGGCCAACACAUCCUCAGAGCGUUUUGCCUGGCUGA